AUGGCGGCGGCGGCGGCGGAGUGGGACAGCCGGAGCGAGGCGAGCCCCGCCGGAGACUGGCCUCCGGCGGCCGCCGCGUCCCCGGUAAAGGGGAAGGCGGCGCUGCCGGAGUCGGAUGCGGGCGCCUCGGUGUCGGGCUCGUCGGAGGCCAAGGUCGACGACGGCAACAUCCAGGAAGCGGAGUCGUCGCUCCGCGAGGGCCUCUCCCUCAACUACGAGGAAGCUAGAGCUCUCCUCGGGAGACUGGAAUAUCAGAGAGGCAAUGUGGAAGCUGCUCAUGAGUAUUUGAUGGAAUUGACCUUCAAGCUGCUAUUCAGCGCUUCCAACCAUCUCUUUCUGAAAACCACUCUCGGUUUAAAUAACAAAUUACGGUCAGGUUCAUCAAAUUCAGGAUCACAGCAUGCUGCUAGCCUUGUUCUUGAAGCCAUUUACUUGAAAUCAAUGUCUCUCCAAAAGUUGGGCAAGGCAAUGGAGGCUGCUAAACAGUGUAAAAGUGUCCUUGAUGCUGUUGAAAAACUUUGGAAGCAAGUUGGGGCCUAUCAAGAAGCACUUGCUUCAUACCGCCGUGCUCUUCUAAGUCAAUGGAAUCUCGAUGAUGAAUGCUGCACAAGGAUUCAGAAGAGAUUUGCUGUUUUCUUGUUGUACGGUGGUGUAGAGGUGGCCCCCCCGAGCUUGGCUUCACAAACUGAAGGUUCAUUUGUUCCUAGGAAUAAUUUGGAAGAGGCAAUCCUAUUGCUCAUGAUACUAUUGAAGAAGUGGUUCCUUGGGAAGACACACUGGGAUCCAUCUGUUAUGGAGCAUUUAACUUUUGCAUUGUCACUAUGUGGCCAGACAUCUAUUCUUGCCAAGCACCUCGAAGAGGUUUUACCUGGAAUAUACCCUCGAACUGAGAGAUGGUAUAGUCUAGCGUUGUGCUAUUUUGCAGCUUCUCAUAAUGAAGCUGCAUUAAACUUGUUGAGAAAAUCUUUGAAUAAGAACGAGAGUCCGAAUGACAUAAUGGCCCUUCUGUUAGCUGCCAAGAUAUGCAGUUCCAGUUAUCUUCUUUCUUCUGAGGGUGUAGAGUAUGCAAAGAGAGCAGUCAAAGACGCUGAAUCAUCAGAUGGCCAUUUAAAGAGUGUGGCCCUCCAUGUUCUGGGGAGUUGCCUGUCCAAGAAGUCUAAGGUUGCUUCAUCUGAUCACCAAAGAUCUCUCUUGCAGACUGAGGCUUUGAAGUCACUUAAUGAGGCAAUUUCUCUUGACCAUCACAACCCAGAAUUAAUAUUUGACAUGGGGAUUGAGUAUGCUGAGCAGCGGAACAUGCAUGCUGCCUUGAAAUGUGCGAAGGAGUUCAUUGAUGCAACUGGUGGAUCUGUCUCUAAAGGUUGGAGGUUGCUAUCGUUGGUUCUUUCUGCACAACAAAGGUAUUCGGAAGCUGAAGUUGUGACUGAUGCGGCAUUAGAUGAGACCGCGAAGUGGGAACAAGGGCCAUUGCUUAGAAUAAGGGCUAAAUUGAAGGUUGCUCAAUCAUUGCCCAUGGAAGCAGUUGAAGCAUAUCGCACCCUUCUUGCUCUUGUUCAGGCACAACGAAAGGCUUAUGGAUCUGCCAAAAAUGGCACAGAGGAUGACGAGGAUAAAGUGAGCGAAUUUGAAGUUUGGCAAGGUCUUGCCAACUUGUACUCUAGUCUUUCCUAUUGGAGAGAUGCAGAGAUUUGCUUACAGAAGGCUAAAGCCCUCAAAACAUACUCUGCAACAACCCUUCAUGCAGAAGGUAACAUACAUGAGGUGCACGAGAAGACACAGGAUGCGCUGGCUGCAUACUUCAACGCCCUCUCUAUGGAGGUAGAGCAUGUCCCAUCCAAGGUCUCUAUCGGUGCCCUCCUCUGUAAACAAGGGCCCAAGUUCCUACCUGUGGCGAGGUGUUUCCUCUCAGAUGCCCUAAGGCUCGAACCCACAAACCGAAUGGCUUGGUUCUACCUGGGGGAGGUUCACAAGCAGGACGGCAGGCUAGCUGAUGCCGCGGAUUGCUUCCAGGCGGCCUCAAUGCUUGAGGACUCGGACCCUGUAGAAAGUUUCAGAUCACUCUGA
Messenger RNA from Miscanthus lutarioriparius, 2064 nucleotides. NCBI's taxonomy places the organism in Eukaryota, Viridiplantae, Streptophyta, Magnoliopsida, Poales, Poaceae. The record is from the annotation of a GenBank genome assembly.